Scutellospora calospora is the source of this 132-nucleotide messenger RNA. Lineage: Eukaryota; Fungi; Glomeromycota; Glomeromycetes; Diversisporales; Gigasporaceae. The record is from the annotation of a GenBank genome assembly.
CUUUAUGAAAUGAUCUUGAUGUUAAAUACUAUAACUGAACCUAAUGAUGAAUAUCUUAUUUAUGAUGAUGAAAACAUUUCUACUUCAAUUUUAUCAUAUAUUCUUUCUAUUUUAACUCUAUCACAAGUGUCU